Molecule: messenger RNA, 3144 nt
Organism: Balearica regulorum gibbericeps (East African grey crowned-crane)
Lineage: Eukaryota; Metazoa; Chordata; Aves; Gruiformes; Gruidae
Source: RefSeq, a predicted model, not a curated record
AUGGCUCAGCAGCAAGCACUGAGGUUUCGCGGCCCGGCUCCCCCACCAAACGCCGUCAUGAGAGGCCCACCGCCUCUCAUGCGACCCCCUCCACCUUUCGGUAUGAUGCGAGGUCCUCCUCCACCACCCCGCCCCCCUUUCGGACGUCCUCCGUUUGAUCCAAACAUGCCUCCGAUGCCGCCUCCAGGAGGGAUUCCUCCGCCGAUGGGACCUCCGCAUUUACAGAGACCACCAUUUAUGCCUCCUCCCAUGGGUAGCAUGCCACCACCUCCUGGUAUGAUGUUCCCUCCGGGAAUGCCGCCUGUCACUGCCCCUGGAACACCAGCAAUGCCCCCAGCUGAAGAGAUAUGGGUAGAAAACAAAACUCCAGAUGGCAAGGUCUAUUUCUAUAAUGCGCGUACACGUGAGUCAGCGUGGACUAAGCCAGAUGGGGUCAAAGUUAUUCAGCAGUCGGAGCUGACGCCAAUGCUGGCUGCGCAAGCCCAGGCGCAAGCCCAGGCCCAGGCAGUUGGUGGCUCCACACCGACCACCAGUAGUCCUGCGUCCGCAGCGUCUCCGUCCACGUCCUCGAGUACUCAGUCUUCCACAACCUCUACCACAACCACAGCCACUUCGGUUUCACAGACGAUUUCCACACCUACCACACAAGACCAGACCCCGAGUUCGGGUGUUUCAGUUGCCACACCAUCAGUCAGUGUUUCAACCUCUGCUCCUUCUGCUACACCUGUGCAGACUGUACCCCAGCCAGUCCCACAGACAUUGCCUCCUGCAGUUCCUCAUGCAGUGCCUCAACCAACUGCAGCAAUUCCUGCUUUUCCACCAGUAAUGGUACCUCCAUUUCGUGUCCCCCUUCCUGGCAUGCCUAUUCCACUUCCAGGUGUAGCAAUGAUGCAAAUAGUCAGCUGCCCGUAUGUAAAGACAGUCGCUACCACCAAGACCGGUGUCUUGCCAGGCAUGGCCCCUCCCAUCGUACCCAUGAUCCAUCCUCAGGUUGCUAUUGCCGCUUCACCGGCUACCUUGGCUGGAGCAACAGCAGUCUCUGAGUGGACAGAGUACAAAACAGCCGACGGAAAGACUUACUAUUAUAACAACAGGACUUUGGAGUCAACGUGGGAAAAACCCCAAGAACUGAAAGAAAAAGAAAAAAUGGAGGAGAAGAUUAAAGAGCCAAUUAAAGAACCUACAGAGGAGCCUUUACCAAUGGAGACAGAAGAAGAAGAGCCGAAAGAAGAACCUAUAAAAGAACUUAUAAAGGAGGAGCCGAAAGAGGAAGAAAUGACUGAAGAAGAAAAAGCAGCUCAGAAGGCCAAGCCGGUUGCAACCACCCCUAUUCCAGGAACCCCGUGGUGUGUGGUGUGGACUGGUGAUGAGCGUGUUUUCUUCUAUAACCCUACCACUCGUCUUUCUAUGUGGGACCGACCAGAUGACCUAAUUGGAAGAGCUGAUGUGGACAAAAUUAUUCAAGAACCUCCUCACAAAAAAGGAAUGGAAGAAGGAAAAAAACUUAUUAGAGAAGAGCAUGAAUCUACGGAGGAAGCAAACGAAGAUGAGCCGAUUAAAAUUAAAAAGCGCAAGAAAGAUGAUAACAAAGAUAUUGAUUCAGAGAAGGAAGCUGCUAUGGAAGCUGAAAUUAAAGCUGCUCGAGAGAGAGCAAUUGUCCCUCUGGAGGCUCGGAUGAAGCAAUUCAAGGACAUGCUUCUAGAAAGAGGGGUCUCUGCUUUUUCAACAUGGGAGAAAGAGCUACACAAGAUAGUUUUUGAUCCUCGUUACUUACUUCUCAACCCGAAAGAAAGAAAACAGGUAUUUGAUCAGUAUGUGAAAACCCGAGCAGAAGAAGAGCGCAAGGAGAAGAAAAACAAAAUAAUGCAGGCCAAGGAGGAUUUCAAGAAAAUGAUGGAAGAAGCAAAGAUUAAUCCAAGAACUACUUUUAGUGAAUUUGCAGCCAAGCAUGCUAAAGACUCGAGAUUCAAGGCAAUUGAAAAGAUGAAAGAUCGAGAGGCCUUGUUUAAUGAGUUUAUCACAGCGGCAAGAAAGAAGGAAAAAGAAGAUUCGAAGACCCGAGGUGAGAAGAUCAAAAUGGACUUCUUUGAACUACUGGCUAAUCACCACCUGGACAGUCAGUCUCGCUGGAGCAAAGUGAAGGACAAAGUAGAGACUGACCCCCGUUACAAAGCAGUGGAUAGCUCCUCACAGAGGGAAGACCUUUUCAAACAGUACAUAGAAAAAAUAGCUAAGAAUUUAGAUUCUGAAAAAGAAAAGGAGCUGGAAAGACAAGCUCGCAUUGAGGCAAGUUUGCGUGAACGAGAAAGGGAAGUCCAGAAAGCUCGUUCGGAGCAAACCAAGGAAAUAGAUAGAGAACGUGAGCAGCACAAACGGGAAGAAGCUAUACAAAACUUCAAAGCGCUUCUGUCUGACAUGGUGCGUUCUUCAGAUGUGUCAUGGUCUGAUACCAGAAGGACUCUUCGCAAAGAUCAUCGAUGGGAAUCUGGCUCCUUGCUAGAAAGAGAAGAGAAAGAGAAGCUCUUUAAUGAACACAUUGAAGCACUUACCAAAAAGAAGAGGGAACACUUUAGGCAACUUCUGGAUGAAACUUCAGCGAUAACUUUAACAUCAACAUGGAAAGAAGUGAAAAAAAUCAUUAAAGAAGAUCCAAGGUGCAUUAAAUUUUCUUCGAGUGACAGGAAAAAACAAAGGGAGUUUGAGGAAUACAUUAGAGACAAAUACAUUACUGCCAAAGCUGACUUCCGAACACUAUUGAAAGAGACCAAAUUUAUAACAUACAGAUCCAAAAAGUUGAUCCAGGAGUCAGAUCAGCACCUGAAAGACGUAGAGAAGAUAUUACAAAACGACAAGCGAUACCUGGUACUUGACUGCGUACCAGAAGAGAGACGUAAGCUCAUUGUGUCCUACGUAGAUGACCUGGACCGUCGGGGCCCACCUCCACCUCCCACAGCUUCAGAGCCUACAAGACGAACAACAAAAUAGUUACGAAAUACUCUUUAAGCCAAGGGUAACUGUUAAAUCAAAAAGCUUGCAUGAGCCAUCUGUCAGGUUUAUACAUAUACAUUACCGUGAAUAUAUUGCAAAACCAUCAGAGGAGCAGAGGAAGAAGCAGCAUUUGUGAACAUAAAAUGGUCUCGGGGU